UGCAGCCAUCCUCACUGUGAGUCAGGUUGACCUAAAGCAGCUUCCAAGAUGUCUCAGCAAUGUACUCUGCCGGUGACCUUGCCCACUGCCCCCAGUAAGGAGCCCCUCAAGCCUGUUUCUCCUCCCACCAACAUCCAGCAGGAGCAAGUGAAGCAGCCAACUCCACUGCCUGCCCCAUUCCAGAAGGUACCCUCGGAGAUCCCAGGGAAGGAUCCCAUGGAGCUCGGGAAGAAACACACAACUCCUGUGAAGGAGGUGCCCAAGAAAGAGUGUGAGCCACGGCAACAGGAGCCACAGCAGCAGGAACAGCAGCAGCAGCAGCAGCAGCAGCAAAAGUCAGAGGAGCAAGGAAAGCCUGUGGAACAGCAGCAGCAGCAGAAAGAGUCCCAGGAGAAAGGAAAGCCUGUGGAACAGCAGCAGCAGCAGAAAGUGUCCCAGGAGCAAGGAAAGCCUGUGAUACAGCAGCAGCAGCAGCAGAAAGAGUCCCAGGAGAAAGGAAAGCCUCAGCAGCAGCAGCAGAAAGAGUCACAGGAGCAAGGAAAGCCUGUGGAACAGCAGCAGCAGCAGCAGCAGAAAGAGUCACAGGAGCAAGGAAAGCCUGUGGAACAGCAGCAGCAGCAGCAGCAGAAAGAGUCCCAGGAGCAAGGAAAGCCUGUGGAACAGCAGCAGCAGCAGCAGAAAGAGUCCCAGGAGAAAGGAAAGCCUGUGGAACAGCAGCAGCAGCAGAAAGAGUCCCAGGAGCAAGGAAAGCCUGUGGAACAGCAGCAGCAGCAGCAGCAGAAAGAGUCCCAGGAGCAAGGAAAGCCUGUGGAACAGCAGCAGCAGCAGAAAGAGUCCCAGGAGCAAGGAAAGCCUGUGGAACAGCAGCAGCAGCAGCAGAAAGAGUCACAGGAGAAAGGAAAGCCUGUGGAACAGCAACAGCAGCAGAAAGAGUCCCAGGAGCAAGGAAAGCCUGUGGAACAGCAGCAGCAGCAGCAGCAGAAAGAGUCACAGGAGCAAGGAAAGCCUGUGGAACAGCAGCAGCAGCAGCAGAAAGUGUCACAGGAGCAAGGAAAGCAUGUGGAACAGCUGAAACAGGAGAAGAAGGUCUUGGGCCAGCGGCUGGAUCAAGAGCUAGCAAAGAAAGAUGAGCAACUGGAAAAGAAAGGGGAGCAGCAGCUGAAGCAGUAGGAGGGGUUGCUGAAGUAGCCUCUUCUUGUCCCAACUCCUGGCCAGGUCCAAGAGACCAACCCAGUCCAGCCACUGAAGGGAGAAGUCUUGCCCCCUAAAGAAGCAGGAGGUGUAGUGUCCCCCAAAUAUAAGUAACCACCCCUAGGGGCCCAGAGGCCCCUGGAAGUCCCACACAAGUGAAGAGAGAGCCAGUGGCCAGGCUUACCUCCAGUCCCCAGCCUGGGUGGCCCACCUUAUCUGUGAACCUGCCUGACCCUGUCCUUCUGCAUGUCCCUUGGAUAGGGCUUGGCGGGGAGGGGAGCUAUUGCCCAGCACCCACCCCUGAUGAGCCCAAUCCCAACCUCAGGUGUCCAGAGCCUCUGCUUGAAGAGACAGUGACUACAGCAACUCUGACUGCAUCCCCACUACUAUUGUUGAAUCUGUGAGUGUGUACAAUAAUACAGAAUAAAUGCUGGAAGACCUGG
This is a messenger RNA of Lagenorhynchus albirostris (white-beaked dolphin), 1634 nucleotides long. RefSeq names its product involucrin-like. The coding region runs from base 49 to 1170 and encodes 373 amino acids. NCBI's taxonomy places the organism in Eukaryota, Metazoa, Chordata, Mammalia, Artiodactyla, Delphinidae. The record is from RefSeq and is a predicted model, not a curated record. The transcript is spliced from 3 exons.